UUUAACACACAUAUUUUCCUCCAGCUGCAGAUCUGGGACACAGCAGGCCAGGAGCGCUUCCGCUCCAUCACCCAGAGUUACUACCGGAGUGCCAACGCCCUCAUCCUCACCUAUGACAUCACGUGCGAGGACUCCUUCCGGUGCCUUCCAGAAUGGCUGAGGGAGAUUGAGCAGUAUGCCAACACCACCGUGGUCACUAUUUUAGUCGGCAAUAAGAUCGACCUAGCGGAGAAGAGGGAAGUCCUGAGGCAGAGAGCUGAAGAGUUUGCAAACUCCCAGAGCAUGCUUUAUCUGGAGACAUCAGCUAAGGAGUCUGAUAAUGUGGAGAAGCUCUUUCUGGAUCUGGCCUGCGAGCUGAUCCGCGACGCCAAACAGAACACGCUGGACAACAAUGACACGGCUAACGCUAUGCCAGGAGAGGGGAAAGCCAUCAGCUACCUAGGCUGCUGCAGCACUAACUAGUUCCGUUUCUAGAGCGCUGGGUCGUGUUCAUUCCUGUUCAUAAGGGCGCAACACCAACGGGGGAGGGGGUUCUUAUUGGACAGA
This is a messenger RNA of Salvelinus sp. IW2-2015, 546 nucleotides long. It is a transcript of the gene rab30, whose product is annotated as RAB30, member RAS oncogene family. Gene Ontology annotation, molecular function: GTPase activity; GTP binding. The record is from RefSeq and is a predicted model, not a curated record. Gene Ontology annotation, biological process: vesicle-mediated transport. NCBI's taxonomy places the organism in Eukaryota, Metazoa, Chordata, Actinopteri, Salmoniformes, Salmonidae. Gene Ontology annotation, cellular component: Golgi cisterna; trans-Golgi network.